CACGCGCAAGCGUUUGUGUCGCUUCCAUGUUUCUCGGCAUUUUGCACGAAUGCUCCAUGCAGCUCUGGGCUCGGAGCGAGAGUUUCGACCGCACUCCCGCCUCGCCAUUGGUGGAGCCGGGUCAGCUGACUUGGUCAUAUUGUCUGCGAGCGAGACAAGCCUCGACUAUCACACUGGGCUUUGUGCGUCUUCAGCGGAGAUUGCAAACUAAUAAUUUUGAAUCGCCAAAGGCAGACAAGUAGAGGUGCUAUCACGGGGUACACCAGGGAAAGAGGGAGAGAGUGAGAGAGAGAGCGAGGGAGAGAGAGAGAGAGAAAGGGGGGGAGAGAGGGGAAAAAAGAGAGAAGAGGAGCUCGCGGAAAGGUGUGGUUGGCUGACACACACGAGAGGGAGAUUUACUGGGAAGGAAGAUUGAAAAGCGAGCGAUAAAGAAGUGGGCAGAGUUGCAGAAGAGGCCAGGUAUGAAUUCGUAUUUCGCCAACCCGUCGCUCUCCUGCCAUCUGUCCGGCGGCCAAGAGGUUCUGCCCAACGUGCCCAUCAACUCCAGCACCUAUGACACAGUCAGACACUUCUCAUCGUACGGCGCCGCAGCCGUGAGCCAGAACCAUCGGAUAUACGCCGCCGGCCCUUUCUAUUCGCCCCAGGACAACGUGGUGUUCGGCUCGGGCCGGCCCCAGUACGACUACGGCUCCGGAGUCUUCCUGCAGGACAAAGACGUGCUGCCCAGCUGUAGGCAGGCAAACGUGGGACUGAGUGGCGCGCAGAGCCACAUCGGCCAAGAUUACGCGUUGGAGCAGAGCAGGGCGGCCCAGGAUCAGAAGAGCAACAUCCCGAUCUACCCGUGGAUGCAGCGCAUGAACUCACACAGCGCAGGAGUGGGCUACGGGACAGAUAGACGCAGGGGACGACAGAUCUACUCCCGCUACCAGACUCUGGAGCUGGAGAAGGAGUUCCACUUCAACCGCUACCUGACUCGCCGCAGACGCAUCGAGAUCGCGAACGCGCUCUGCCUGACCGAGCGCCAGAUCAAGAUCUGGUUCCAGAACCGACGCAUGAAGUGGAAGAAGGAGAGCAACCUGACCUCCACAGUGGCCGGAGCCGAGUCCACGGCCGCCACGCAAGACGACGAACGCGGCGGAGGCGGCGGCGGAGGAGGCGGCGCGCCGAAAGAAGACGAGGAGAACGAGGAUAAGAAACAGAAGGAAUAGUUCCAGCCACGUGGAAAAUAGAACAACAACAUUACUACCUAAAAAUGGAGCUGAAACGGACCACACUGCAUGAAGGCUCCCUCUCCUCGUCCUCAUCGCGCGGGGGUGAUGAGCCUUAAAAAAUAACAAGAAGAAGAAGAAGAA
Molecule: messenger RNA, 1352 nt
Organism: Hippocampus comes (tiger tail seahorse)
Lineage: Eukaryota; Metazoa; Chordata; Actinopteri; Syngnathiformes; Syngnathidae
Gene: hoxc6a
Product: homeobox C6a
Exons: 2
Coding region: 462-1208 (248 amino acids)
Biological process (GO): regulation of transcription by RNA polymerase II; anterior/posterior pattern specification
Cellular component (GO): nucleus
Molecular function (GO): RNA polymerase II cis-regulatory region sequence-specific DNA binding; DNA-binding transcription factor activity, RNA polymerase II-specific
Source: RefSeq, a predicted model, not a curated record